This is a messenger RNA of Papilio machaon (common yellow swallowtail), 851 nucleotides long. RefSeq names its product transcription factor Adf-1. Gene Ontology annotation, cellular component: nucleus; transcription regulator complex. The coding region runs from base 122 to 763 and encodes 213 amino acids. The transcript is spliced from 2 exons. The record is from RefSeq and is a predicted model, not a curated record. Lineage: Eukaryota; Metazoa; Arthropoda; Insecta; Lepidoptera; Papilionidae. Gene Ontology annotation, biological process: regulation of transcription by RNA polymerase II. Gene Ontology annotation, molecular function: DNA binding.
CAUAACAUCACCAGCAAUGGCGGAGUUUUGUCAGUUGACGCGGGCGAAGUAGACGCGCGCAUUGCAAGUGACGCCCCGACGCGCGGCGAGCGGUGUGCAUUGGACGCGCGACAUUGACAACAUGGCCAAACGGAAAAUAAACUUUAACGCACAAACUGUUACCAGGUUUAUUGAACGAAUCGAGAGCCGACCAUGCCUUUGGGAUGUCGACUACGAACACUACAAUGAUAGACACAAAAUGAUUGCAGCUUGGCAAGAGAUCAGCAACGAUAUGGAUAUUCCAGUGGACACGCUCCGACUAAAAUGGAAAAGCUUGCGGGAUUUCUUUAUAAGAAUGUUAAGGAUGGGCAACAUAAAGGACGUCCGGGAGUACAAGGGUGGAUGGCAGCAUUUCCAAAAAAUGUGGUUCCUUAACAAAGCUGUUUCGACGCGCAACAGAGCCUAUAGCAGCGAAGAAGCGGCGUCGCGAAGCUUCGCCAACAGCGAUGAUGAAGCUACAAUUGAGGAGGGUGAAGUUAUGGUGAAGUGUGAGCCAGUGCAGAUGGAACAGGAAGAAGUCUUCGUUUCAGAUUACGACCCGUCGCCGCCUAAGAAACGAUGCAGUACCUCUGACGACUUCGAUGAAAUGUUCCUCAAAUCGCUCACGCCGUUCUUCAAAAAUUUAGAACCAGUAAGGAAAUUAAUAGUCAGAAAUAAAAUACAGGAACUUUUAAUCGAGGAGAUCACUGCCCAAACGACUGGCAACAUAAAGUUAAAGAAUUAAGAACUGUUUAAGAUUGGUGCAGUUUACCGAUUUUCCACCACCGAAACAUUUGUUGAUAUAUAAACUUAUCUUUUUUAUAAAAAAAAUG